ACCAAAAUCAAAUGGAAGCAAUCUCCAACGCAGGGGAAGCCAUGUUUGUGAUCUCUUUCCUUCUGCUUUUCUCACUAGCCUCGUGGAUUCUCUCCCUUCUCUUCAGACCGAAAAGCUCCAUCAAUGGCUAUGGCCCUCCAACGUACCCUCUUAUUGGCUGCCUCGUGGACUUCUUCAGAAACCGCCGCCGCCUCCUCCACUGGUACACCCACUUGGUGGCCGAGUCGCCCACUCUGACCGUCGUGCUGCGCCGCUUCGGCGCCCGGAGAACCGUCAUCACGGCGAACCCGGACAACGUCGAGUACAUCCUCAAGAGCAACUUUAGUAAUUAUCCCAAGGGCCGGCCCUUCACGGAGAUUCUCGGCGACCUUCUCGGAUGUGGCAUCUUCAACGUCGACGGCGAGAUGUGGAGCAGCCAGAGGAAGAUGGCCAGCCAUGAGUUCAGCACCAGGUCCUUGAGAGAGUUGGUGGUGGAGACGCUUGAGGAAGAGGUGCAGAGCCGCCUUGUUCCGCUGCUGGAAGCGGCGGCGGAUGGCGGCUUGGAGGUGGACUUUCAGGAUGUUCUGAGGAGGCUCGCGUUUGACGCCAUAUGCAAGGUUGCCCUAGGCAUGGACCCAUGUUGCUUGGACCUUACGCAACCGCUGCCGCCGCUCCUGACAGCCUUCGACGUCGCGUCGGAGAUCAGCGCCAUGCGGGCGGUGGCGCCGGUUUUCAUGGUGUGGAAGGCUAAGAGGAUGUUGAAUGUUGGAUCGGAGAAGAAGCUCAGAGAAGCUGUCCAGCUCGUUCACAGUUCUGUUGCGGAGAUUAUCAGAAGCAAGAAAGAGAAGCUCGGAAAAUCGGGCGGAGAAAACUGCGAUGUCCACAGCGAUCUGUUGUCGAGGCUGCUGUCCGCCGGACACGACGACGACGCGGUACGAGACAUGGUGAUAAGCUUUUUGAUGGCCGGGAAGGACACCACCUCCGCCGCCAUGACCUGGCUGUUUUGGCUGCUCUCCGAUCACCGGGAACUCGAAAAACAGGUAGUCCAAGAAGUGACUCAAAUAAACGAUGGCGGAAGACGGUUGAACUUUGAUGAUUUGAAGCGAAUGGAUUUCCUAAAAGCGUGUCUGUGUGAAUCCAUGAGGCUGUAUCCGCCGGUGGCGUGGGACUCGAAGCAUGCGGCGGCGGCCUCCGACGUGUUGCCGGACGGAACUCCGGUCUAUGAAGGGGAUCGAGUGACCUACUUUCCCUACGCAAUGGGGAGGAUGGAGGAGCUAUGGGGAAAGGACCGGUUCGAGUUCCGGCCAGACCGGUGGUUUGAUGAACGGGGAAAGGACGGUUCGAGGCUCAAGCCAGUGAGUCCGUACAAGUUUCCGGUUUUUCAAGCCGGUCCAAGGGUUUGCCUGGGGAAGGAAAUGGCCUUCAUUCAAAUGAAGUAUGUGGUGGCUUCAGUUUUGAGGAGGUUUGAAUUGACUCCGGUCCAGUUGAACCGGCCAGUCUAUGUGCCUCUCCUGACGGCUUAUAUGGCUGGUGGAUUAAAGAUGAGGGUCAAGAGGAGGAGCACUCAUGCAUAAUUUCAGUAUAAUAGUUAAUUUUUAAUAUUUAAUGUUUAUUAAAUCAAUUAAAAUAUGAUACUUAAAUUACU
Molecule: messenger RNA, 1624 nt
Organism: Diospyros lotus (date-plum)
Lineage: Eukaryota; Viridiplantae; Streptophyta; Magnoliopsida; Ericales; Ebenaceae
Product: cytochrome P450 94B3-like
Exons: 2
Coding region: 12-1553 (513 amino acids)
Molecular function (GO): heme binding; oxidoreductase activity, acting on paired donors, with incorporation or reduction of molecular oxygen; monooxygenase activity
Source: RefSeq, a predicted model, not a curated record